AACCGAGGGACCGAGUGAGUGAGACACAUGGAGAUUAAGAAAAACAGUAGAAAGAAGGACAUGUGACAGUGAAUACUGGAACUACCUGAACAGUGACAUUUUUACUUUGUAUGGGAGGCAGGAGACAAGACAUCUACUUGUGGAGAUGGGAAGCACGACCCCCACAGGGUACCUCAAUGUGAGUACAGCGACGACCAACAUGUCAGCAGUCCCACCUGAGAAUGAAGAGAGUUACAGUGAGGCAACAAUGAUCCUGCUGGGCAUGAUUAUGUCCUUACUCGUCUUGUGUAUUGUCUUUGGCAACAUCCUAGUAAUAACAGCGAUUGGCCGCUUCCAGCGUCUCCAAAAUGUCACCAACUGUUUCAUCACAUCCCUUGCCUGUGCUGACCUGGUCAUGGGUCUCAUUGUGGUUCCUUUUGGUGCCUGUUACAUUAUCUUUAAGACCUGGCACUUUGGUAGUUUUUGGUGUGAGUUCUGGACUGCCACUGAUGUGCUCUGUGUGACUGCAAGCAUUGAGACCCUGUGUGUCAUAGCUAUAGACCGUUAUUUGGCCAUCACUUCUCCCUUCCGCUACCAGUCGAUGCUGACCAAGGGCAAAGCUCGUAUUGUGGUUGUUCUGGUGUGGGUGAUUGCCGCCUUGAUAUCUUUCCUGCCCAUCCACAUGAAGUGGUGGAUAUCAGAUGAUAAGGAAGCUAAGAAGUGCAUUGAGGACAGUAACUGCUGCGAGUUCAACACCAACAUGGCUUACGCCAUCACCUCCUCUAUCAUCUCCUUCUACAUCCCUCUGGUCAUAAUGGUUUUUGUCUACAGUCGCGUUUUCCAGGAGGCCAAGCAGCAACUGAAGAAGAUUGACCAAAGUGUUGGACGUUUUCAUAACAGCGACAACAUCAACCUCAAAUCUCUGGAGGCCAACAACGGACGAGGCAACAAGAAGGCCAAGUUUUGCCUGCGGGAACACAAAGCCCUAAAGACACUGGGCAUCAUCAUGGGGAUCUUCACUCUGUGCUGGCUGCCCUUCUUUCUGCUCAACGUGGUGGUGGCCAUAUGGAAGGUGGAUAACAUCGACCUCACCUUCAGGAUACUCAACUGGAUAGGUUAUGCGAACUCUGCCUUCAACCCGCUCAUUUACUGCCGCAGCCCUGAGUUCAGGUAUGCCUUCAAGGAACUCCUCUGCAUGAAGAUGAACCACCUCAGGAACCCUGCACCCGUGAAUGGAUACAUCUACAGCAGGCAUAGCUGGCAGAGCGAACAGCAAGGGAGGAGUAAGGGCAGCUCAGAAGACAGUGAUGCCAAUGAAGGGUGUGUGGGGAAGGGAGCGAGGGUUUGCAGUGAGGACAGAGCAGUAGACCCCAACGGGAAUUGCAACAAAGGCCUAAUGACUGUAACAACUGUCCUUUAAACUGGGAUCCCUGAGAUUUGCAUCAACACGGCGAUCCAAACAUGUUUACACUGCUAUCACUAUCUUUUUCCAACUGACUGAUGAAGGUAAGGCCAGCCAAAUUGACUGGUAGAGUCUCUGGAGACUGAGGAAAGAAUUUCUCUUCCUCAAAACAAUAAAUAGAUCACUUGUCCUUUUGUUACAUUUAGCAUUUUUAAUUUCAAUCUACCUCGUCACAUCUUUUUCAAUAUUUCUGUCUUAACUGACUAUAACUGACUAUAUAAACAAUUUCACAUAAACUUACUGUCCACAGGAGUUACACCAGAGCAGGAUCUCAGCUGUUUAUUUACUCUACUAAAUGGUCUGUGUAUUGUAUAAUUGCUAAUUAUCUGGCUCCAGUUGAACUUGUGAGCGUGUUUCACUGAUCAGUGAUCUCACAAUUUACCAGCAUAAAAAGUUUUUGAAAUUCAAAGUAAAUAUGCUGGAGGCUGUAAAUUGCAUUCAGGCAUGCCAAUUCAGCAUGAAUAGUGAGUUCUUAUAUCCAUUAGAAAAUGGACAAGAAGUAUGGAAGGAUCUAAUUUAAUCCCUCUUUGGUGUUUUGUUUGAAGAAAUACAUUCCGCAUCAAGCAAAAUUUUAAUUUUGGCUUCAUUUUUCUUUUUUUAUGGAUUGUCUCAGUAUGAUAGAUGGUCAACAACAGGUGUGGCAGGAUCUCUCUCUCUCUCCUCAUUGCUCAGCAAUGUUGUGAGGCCCUGAUCCGUGCUCUAGUGUUUUACAGCCUUUUGCAUGGAGUUUCUGUUGCCAGCAGAUAGCACCAGAGACAUGAAGUUAUCUUCAUCUCACUGGCUCAAGCUUAGAAACGCCUAGGGCCAUCCUCUCUUAGUCACAUGAUAAAUGAUUGCUAGUUUGUAUACACCAUGAUUCCGUUAUCAGCCCUAAAGGUAUCUCAUAUCUUUCAGUGCAAAGCACAUGGCAUUAUGGUUAAUGUGGUUAAUCCUGUGUAUUGACCUUUAAAGCUUGCAGCUGUUAUAUGCAUACAAUCAAAUGCACUUGUUUUGCUACUGCACAGCCUACCAGACAUGUCUUGCAUUCAGGCCACAGUAGCAACAAUAACAGUUGUCCCUUUUGUUGCACAAGCCCUGUUUGUUUAUUACAUUUUGUGGUUGCUGUGUUUCAGCAUGUACAGGGUUUACUGAAACUGAAGCCGUUUCCUUAGGCAUGGCACAAGGGUACAAACCACACAAUAAUAAACAGUGCAGUCAAAAUAGCCAAGUGAUAACGAAGUUCCAGGCCUGAGACGUAGUGGCAGGGACUACUCAGGCAGAUAAACGGAGAUGAGAAAAACUCCUGCACUCCAGCACUCCUGAGCAGUGCACCUUGGUCACUGCUCCCUGACAAUUCCCAGAGUCUCCUCACUGUAAACGGAUGUCUAGAUCUUUAUGAAAUCAGUCUAACAUUUGGAUAAGACACUCACGCAGUUGUUUCCGUCAGUAUCCUUUAGACGCUGCUUGGUGUGCAUUCUCCAGGAAAUGCCCCAAUCCAGCUGAGCCCAGCCCAAUAAACAUGAAUAAAUCCAUUAUCUCUGCCAUUUAGCUGGGGAAUCAAAUAAUUUCCUCUUAAAAACAACGCUGAAAUAGCUUAGUAGAUUACAAAGUUCCCAAUUUGCAGGUUGUGAUGGGAUCCAAAGGGCCAACCUGAAAUGAGACUCUCUUUCUAAUCACAGGCUCCUGAAAAUGUCCCUUUUUGACUUACGCAAGCACUAAUGGAAAAGACGCACUUAGCAAGCAAGGCUUGAAUUGGAGAUUUCACCCGCUUUUCCCACACUAAAUGGCUGGUGAGACCAUUGCUCUCAAGAGGAGAAAUUGAGCUGUUGAUGCAGAUGUAACCCCCUUUCUGCAGUCAGUUUGGCUAUCUCUAGUAUGUUCUGAUCAAAGUGACAGCAUGCUAAAUGUGGCUACUGAAGGCAGUGGAGGGGGGAGGGGGGCUGUUGCAGGGAUUCUCUGCGAGUCUAAAUCAGUGUUAGUGACCUGUGUUUUAGUGCAUGUAGCGUUGCCUCUGGAGUAAGGUCAGCUGACACUGUCUAAACUGUGAACUUUGUUCCCUCAGAGGAAUCUCUGUGUACUGUAUCGCUAGGUUUGGUCAGCACUGUUGUCAUAGACCAUAGGGACAGACGUAAACACGGUGUCAUCAUACGUCAAUAUUUGCCAUGUGAAAAACAAGCUUUCCAGUAUGGUUUUUUUUUUUUUUUUUUUGUCUGUUUUUCCUUUUCAUGGAUUUACAGCAAAGUAAAUGCAGGGGUUGAAUGUCAUAAAAAAUGUUCUCCAGGUUUUUUGCCCCAACUUUUUCACUGUACAGCAUGCGCAAAGCACAAACCAGAUAUAGAUUCUAGACCAAGAUUUUGAUAUAUGACUAUAAUAUUUAAUAAAUAACAUUUAAUUCAUGCAUUGAUGCUAAAUGAAUGAGUCACUGCUGGACUGAACAAGAUCUGUAUUUAAAGCAUCUGUAAUUUUUAGAAGCACUUCACAAAUGAACAUUUGCAUAUCUGCUAUGUAUGGUGAUGUGUGGUGAUGUGUUUGUGGACAGUGGUGCCAUUUCCUUUCUAAGUGUUGUGAACUAUAUAUCCACACUGCUCCCUCCUGGCAGUGACCUCUCCUUGCACCUCAGCUGUCUCAGAGAUAUUAAUGGUUACUGUUUCAUCAAUACGCCUGUAUAAGUAGGAAUCUAAUUCAUGUCUUCACCUCCUCAAACAGUUAUGUGCAAUGAGUCUUGAAUGAUUAGCUGACACUACAAACAUUCCAAGUACAGCUGAUGGUUUGGAACCAUAAACCAAGUCUACUGACGCAGAGAAUGAACUUUCAGUUCUCCCCCAGACGUUUGGCCCUAGAUUAACCGUACUAUUCACUGGUAUGGUCAUACCAACUCUGCUAACAUAAAAGUCUAUUUAAAGAUCUUAUAGGAUGUGUUACAAUGUGGCACAUACUGUAUAUUUUCAAUUCAAAAGAAUAUAAUAUAUGUCAUGGACUGACUCAGGGGGCCAAUGUUAAAGCUGUCAUUACUGAUCCAUUAUUGUCCCUAUUUAUACAAGUAAUUUUGCCGCACACAAGCAGCUCCCAUGAUUUAGAUUAGGUUGGUCACUUACAUAAAGGGAUAAUUCAGGAUUUUUGAAGUGGGGCUGUAUGAGGUAUUCAUCAGUAGUCAGUGUACUACGUGCAGUAGAUUGAGGUUGACGUGUCCCCAGUUUGAAGAUCAGAGAGUGUUACCGGUACUGAAGCUAAGCAAUGUACUGCAGUUGACAGGGUCAGCUGCAAAAUGUGUUUGAGCCACCUAAAAGAGGGCCCACAGAAAAUAAAAAUCAGGUUUAGUGUAUGCUAUGUGUUUAAUAUUUUCCGCACUUUACCUUGCCUUCGGACAGCCAUUUCCUUUGAAAUUACAUUAUCUCAGCCAUAGAACUGACAUCAGCUGUUUUGGUCAGAAAGUAUUGUUGCACAAUCAGUCUGUUUUGCUGCUGACCCUGUCUACAGCAAUACAUUGCCUAGCUUUCUUGCCAGUACACUCUCUUUUCCUUUUUUCUCUUUUCUCCAAACUGUGGACAUGCUGACCUCAUCUAUUACAGGUAUUACACUGAUUGUGGAUAAGUACCUCAAACAGCCCCACUUUGAAAAACCCAAACUAUCCCUUUAAAGCAGCACUGUAUAGCACUUUCAAGAAACAUGCGUAGAAUUUUAAAUCAACGUUUGAGUUCAUGAACUAUAUAAGUGGAGAGUUAUGCCUGUUCACUUGUACCUUAAUAUCUUGUUGUGAAAGUUCUCGUUCCUGUUUGCGACUAAAAAUGCAAAGUCAUGAGAAACAAUUGCUUCAGAAUCUCAGCACAGAUGUUGUUGAAGGUGGACUAUUCUUGUGAAUUGAUGUAUGUUAAUGUGAAUUUUCUAUUAAACUUAAAUAGUGCGUUAGCCAUCUUAUGAAAAGUAAACCUAUUACAUGUGAACCCUUUUUUAUGGAGUGAAAAAAGUCAUCACUCAGCUGAAUGUUUACUAAAUGUUUGCAAGCUAUUUUCGCACUACUUUUUGUCACUGUUAAGGUAAUGAAGCCUGUUGCAACACGUGGUGUCCUGUGGUAUUUAUGAAAAAGCAAGUGUACGUGCUGUAUCAACUGUAUUUAAAUAAAUUGUGUCCAUGUUG
Molecule: messenger RNA, 5554 nt
Organism: Micropterus dolomieu (smallmouth bass)
Lineage: Eukaryota; Metazoa; Chordata; Actinopteri; Centrarchiformes; Centrarchidae
Gene: adrb2a
Product: adrenoceptor beta 2, surface a
Exons: 2
Coding region: 146-1399 (417 amino acids)
Biological process (GO): norepinephrine-epinephrine-mediated vasodilation involved in regulation of systemic arterial blood pressure; adenylate cyclase-activating adrenergic receptor signaling pathway; negative regulation of smooth muscle contraction
Cellular component (GO): membrane
Molecular function (GO): beta2-adrenergic receptor activity; norepinephrine binding
Source: RefSeq, a predicted model, not a curated record